CUAUUCUCCCGAGGUCAUAUCCACUCCUCCAGCAUGAGUGUGCUCCUGCUCCUGUCCAGGGCUGGUCCUGCUGCCCUGCUCCUGGUUCUCUACCUGCAGAUGGGGGCCAGCAACACGACAGAAGGGAGCGGUUGGAAUGUGAUAACGCUGGACCUGCAGGUACAGCAGACUGCAGAACCAAACGAGGAGGUCCCUGUGACACUCAAACUUACAAGUGAAGUGAAAGAAUGCCUGGUGGUGAAAACUUACCUCAAAAGCAGCGGGCAACUAGAAGGUGCUUCUCACGAUUAUAAAUUCACUGCCUGCCUAUGUGAAGAUUAUCCGAGAACCUUCUUCUGGGACAUUCAGAGCAACUACACUGUGGAAAUCACAGCAGUAGUUGACGUUAUUCGGCAGCUGAAUAUCUGCCCCGAAGACAGAGCAGUAAUACCCAUCAAAGCAAACCGUUUCUACACCUUUCGUACCCUACAGAUCAUAUAGUAAGGGAAGGCCUUGGCCCUCUGCCCUUCGCCUACAUGGUGUCCCUAGGCAGAGCAGCCCUUGCUUGUGGCACCUGUGGGGGUCUGUGAAAUAAACUUCUUCAAGCGUCUCUGUGUUCUGCCUGUGUC
This is a messenger RNA of Loxodonta africana (African savanna elephant), 608 nucleotides long. RefSeq names its product prolactin induced protein (gene PIP). Gene Ontology annotation, cellular component: extracellular region. The coding region runs from base 34 to 480 and encodes 148 amino acids. Lineage: Eukaryota; Metazoa; Chordata; Mammalia; Proboscidea; Elephantidae. The transcript has 4 exons. Gene Ontology annotation, biological process: regulation of immune system process; proteolysis. Gene Ontology annotation, molecular function: aspartic-type endopeptidase activity. The record is from RefSeq and is a predicted model, not a curated record.